AUGGCCAAGUCAAAAGCAAGUAGGAUAACUGCCAUUUGUCGCACAAAGAAGUGCAAUUGGAGAGUGUAUUGUUCAUUGGAGCCUAGAUUGAAUAAGUGGAUGGUGAAGGUAUGUCACUACAAUCACAAUCAUGGAAAAUCAAGUCGAGUAUCAAUGCUGAAACAAGGUGUGAUUGGAGGGUUGUUUAGAGAAGAGAUAAGAAGGAAUGUUAACUUACCAGCUGCAGCGAUAAAAGACAUUAUCAAGGAACGCUAUGACAUUGUUGUUAACAUAUCAAAGUGCUACAAAGGAAGACGAAUUGCUCUAGAUUCAGUCUUUGAAGCUCAAUCAAUACAAUUUGGCAAACUAUGGGAUUAUGAGAAAGAGCUUAGAAGGUUCAACAAGGACGUCACUACUGAGAUAUUAACAGUUGACAUCAAUGGUAGACAACAGUUUAACGCUGUUGGUAGAGAUGCAGAUAACAAGAUGUAUCCAAUAGCUUGGGCAGUUGUAACAGGGGAAAAUAAAGAUACGUGGGGCUGGUUUUUGCAAAAGCUUAAGUUGGAUUUAAACUUGGGAAUUGGCAAAAAUCUUACCAUUAUUUCUGAUAAACAGAAGGGUCUUGUUAUUGCGGUUACUGCUGAACUUCCUCAAGCAGAGCAUCGUAUGUGUGCAAGGCAUAUGUAUGCUAAUUGGAAGAAGUCUUUCAACAGGUCAGAGUAUAAAAACUUGUUUUGGGGUGUUGCUUACAGUUACCAUGAAGGAGAAUAUGAAAAAAAUAUGCAGAUGGUACAUGCAUAUGAUCCUGCUGCAUAUGAGGCGUUGCUUGUGACAGAGCCAAGAAGGUGGUGUAGAGCAUUUUUCAACCCGGAAUCUCAUUGUGCUGAUGUCCACAACAAUCUCUCAGAAACUUUCAAUAGGACUAUUAAAAUGGCCAGAACAAAGCCUGUUAUAACAAUGUUGGAGGAUAUAAGAAGACAAGCUAUGACAAGGAUAUCUCUCAGGUGGUUAAAAGAAUUCAAGUUAGACUCCCAUCUCACACCUAUCACACUUGCUAUACUGGAGAAAGCAAGAAAGGAUAAGAAGUAUUGCAAGCCAUUAUGCAGCAACAAGUACUUGUAUGAAGUUACAGAGUUCAACAUUGGUUACUCAGUUGAUUUGGCAACACAUCAAUACGACAAUCAAGAUAAUCCAGAGAAGUAUGUGGCUGAUUAUUACCAAUCCUCUUACUUGAAGAACACAUAUGUGGAUAAUAUAAAACUUGUCAAUGGUGAGCAACUGUGGACGAAAACAUGGAAAUCUCCUAUUGGGAUCCCUAAUAUUCGCAAGCCAAGAGGUUCAGCCACUACGUCAACCAAAGACAAGGAAAACUAG
Molecule: messenger RNA, 1353 nt
Organism: Camelina sativa (false flax)
Lineage: Eukaryota; Viridiplantae; Streptophyta; Magnoliopsida; Brassicales; Brassicaceae
Source: RefSeq, a predicted model, not a curated record